UCAUAUUUAACGAGGAAAAAAAAAUCUUCUUCUUCAACCUCGUGUCGUCGUCGGAUCUGUAGCUUCAGCGUCACCGGAGAGACAACGACGCCGGUGGAAAUGACGAUGUUUCACUUCUUCAACUGUGCGAUUCUCACCUUCGGUCCUCACGCUAUCUACUACUCAGCCACGCCGUUAUCUGAAUACGACACCCUUGGCACCUCGGUGAAGGCUGCAGUUGUCUAUCUCGCAACAGCGCUAGUAAAGCUUGUUUGUUUGGCAACCUUUCUUAAAGUAUCAGAGAGCGAGACAUUCGAUCCAUACCAGGAACUACUGAAAGCACUGAUCGGCUUCAUAGACGUUGCCGGUCUAUAUUUUGCCUUGACUCAGCUGACUCACAGGAACAUAUCCCAAAACCACAAAUUUCAGGCUGUCGGGCUCGGAUGGGCUUUCGCCGAUUCUGUUUUACAUAGGUUGGCACCCCUCUGGGUUGGUGCCCGAGGGCUGGAGUUUACGUGGGAUUACAUUUUUCAAGGAUUCGAAGCGAAUGCUAAUCUGGUGUUUAGCAUAUCUCUAUCUGCUCUGGGUUCAUUGAUGUGGCUUCGGAAGAACAAGCCGAAGGCUCUGAUUCCCGUCAUAUACUUGUGCGCGGUGAUUGUUGCCACUAUGCCUUCUAUUACGAGCUACCUAAGGCGAGGCUUGGGAUGGCAUUUCCCGAGAGUCGUGGGGUUCGAGCUGACCACUUCCCUGGUCAUGGCUUUCAUCAGUUGGCAACUCUUCUUCCUCUGUCAAAAGCCCUCCUCGUGAUUUCGCCCUGCCGAGACCAAACUCAAGUUCCGACUGCUUGGAUGUCAAAAGCCCUCCUCGGGGUUUUCGUUUUCUCUCGUUAUCCCGGAAAGCUUUAUACUGUAAGGACGAUCAAUGUUUUUUUCCCGACCAAGUUGCUGUCCAUUGCAAGAGUUUCAACUCCGCCAGCCCUCUUUACUUUGUAGUUUGAUCAAAACUUUUAAUUAUUUUUAUUCAAGAACGAAACGACUAUACAUA
This is a messenger RNA of Tarenaya hassleriana, 1023 nucleotides long. RefSeq names its product transmembrane protein 147-like. Bases 100 to 786 code for a protein of 228 amino acids. NCBI's taxonomy places the organism in Eukaryota, Viridiplantae, Streptophyta, Magnoliopsida, Brassicales, Cleomaceae. The record is from RefSeq and is a predicted model, not a curated record. The transcript has 6 exons.